AUGGUGAAAAUACCAGUUAGAUUCAAAAGGGUAGCGGCAGUUUUCAAUGAGGGGGCUAGGAUUAGGACAUGUGAUGAGAGCAGCGGCAGCGAGCACUCGGCGGAUUUGUCUGAUCUUGUGAAUUCAUUUAUAGAGAGAGAAAUCAGAGAAAGAAGAGAAAGCGAAGAAGAUAUUCAAGAGAGAGAAGAUAAUGAGAUUGAAUUGGAAAGCAAUUCUCACAACUCUGAACUGAAAGAUUCGUUGAAAAAACUGUUGGGAUGUGAAACUGAUGAUGUUAAAAGAAGAAUUCAUGCUGAGGUAGAAAUGGCCUACAAGGAAAUCGGUGAUUACAGCUCGUCGGAACUGAAACGCCGGUUAAUGUCUCGGUUACGCGAUAGAGGCUUUAAUGCCGGUCUUUGCAAAUCAAAGUGGGAGAAAAAUGGCGACUGCAUAUCUGGGGAUUAUGAGUACAUUGACGUAAAUGUUGGAGGGACUCGCUACAUAAUUGAAGUUCUUCUAGCAGAAGAAUUCAGAAUAGCUCGUCAAACGGACUUCUACACCUCCUUACUCCAUCUUUUUCGUCCAGUUUUUGUUGGUCAAGUAGAUGAACUGAAGCAAAUUGUAAGGCUAAUGUGCAGUGCGAUGAAGAAGUCCAUGAAGCGCGUGGAAAUUCACGUGCCGCCAUGGCGCCGAUUUGCCUACAUGCAAGCCAAGUGGCUGGGCUCUUACAAACGAACAACUAAUGAAAUUCCUGUCCGAAAUGGAUCAAAUUUCGGUGAAGCUUUGCCAGAUAAGAGAUCGGUUGGGUUCGUUCCUGUGCCGGAAAUUUCUUUCUGUUGCAGAGAAAAUUUUGCUCGCCGGGAUGGUGCAAGAAUAGGAAACUUGGCUGCAGCUUUGAAGGACAGUGGAGUGCUACUCUAA
Molecule: messenger RNA, 900 nt
Organism: Fraxinus pennsylvanica
Lineage: Eukaryota; Viridiplantae; Streptophyta; Magnoliopsida; Lamiales; Oleaceae
Source: the annotation of a GenBank genome assembly